This is a messenger RNA of Lathyrus sativus (Indian pea), 621 nucleotides long. NCBI's taxonomy places the organism in Eukaryota, Viridiplantae, Streptophyta, Magnoliopsida, Fabales, Fabaceae. The record is from the annotation of a GenBank genome assembly.
AUGAAUCAAAUUGAGAAAGGAUUGAACAAAAAGCAAUUAUUGAAAAGAACUUUGCAGUUUGCUCUCUCAAUUUCUGCUUUUUCUAUCUUCCUUUGUUACUACUCUUCUGGAUUUUUUAUAAACACUCAAACCUUGAAUCUCUACUUCUUCUACACAUGCUUUUUCACUUUUUUCACUCACACCCUUGAAAGGAAAUACAUGUUUCUCAUUUGUAAUGGAAUCCUUGCGGUUCUAGCUAAGAACUUGUUCAUCAUCACAGCAACAUCUUCAGAUUCUGAGUCUCUCCCUAUUGUAAGUUUUGAAUCUUUAGAGGAAGUUGGUGAUGUUAUGGUUGAUGAAUACUACGAAGAAAAAGUUGAAGUUGAAGAACAUAAAGAAGGUAGCUUAUAUAUCCAAAAUGAAGGGAUUGAUGAAGAAGGAGGGACAGAAACUGAGGAUGUUGCUAAUGUGUUUGUACAAGAUGAUGAUGAUGAUGAUGAAGAAGAAGUAGAAGAAACAACAUUGACAACAAAUGAAGAAUUAGUGAAUACAGAAGAAUUGGACAGAAAGUUUGAAGAAUUUAUAAGGAAAAUGAAAGAGGAGAUGAAGAUUGAAGCUCAAACACACCUUACUGCAGUUUAG